Messenger RNA from Saprolegnia parasitica CBS 223.65, 562 nucleotides. RefSeq lists its product as hypothetical. NCBI's taxonomy places the organism in Eukaryota, Oomycota, Saprolegniomycetes, Saprolegniales, Saprolegniaceae. Gene Ontology annotation, cellular component: PAM complex, Tim23 associated import motor. The transcript has a single exon. The record is from RefSeq and is a predicted model, not a curated record. The coding region runs from base 24 to 539 and encodes 171 amino acids. Gene Ontology annotation, biological process: protein import into mitochondrial matrix. Gene Ontology annotation, molecular function: ATPase activator activity.
AGUUCCAUUUUGCUUCGGUCACGAUGUCGAUGGUCCGCUCGGUCUCCCGCGUCCUCCGCCGGUCGUCGGCGCUUCCCCGCUCGCUGGCGCCGAUCCAGCUCGUGCCCCAGCAGGCGCGCUACCUCCACGCGACGCGCAAGCAGGACUCGCUCGCGAUCGUCGGCGGUGCGGGCGUGGCUGUCGCGGCGCUGAGCGCCAAGUACCUCCUGCAGUCGUACCAAGAAUACAAGGCGAACAAGGCCGCAGCUGCGACCGAAGCGCCGGCGGGCAAGAACGAAGGUAAGGCUGCGGCGUCCGAGCGCGGCAGCUUCUUCAACUUUAACAUGUCGUACCGCAACUUUUACGAUGGCCCGUUCGAGGACAAGAUGACGCGCCGCGAGGCUGCGUUGAUCCUUGGCGUGCGCGAGAACGCGAGCCCGGACCGCAUCCGCAACGCCCACCGCAAGCUCCUCAUCUCCAACCACCCGGACACGGGCGGCUCGACGUUCCUCUCGACCAAGAUCAACGAAGCCAAGGAAAUGCUCCUUAACGGCAAAUAGACAUGUAGUAUGUGGUGCUCCCA